AUGGCGUUGUACGUGUCGCCGGGGUUUACGCGAGCGGCGGACGCGCACCUGCGGCUGGCCCUCAUGUUCAAGGCGCGGAGGCACUGGGGCGCCGCUGCCAUACACUUCCGAAGAGCCAAGCUAGCCCCACACCAGGACGCCACAUUCACCAGGUUGGAAAUGAGCUUCCACGCUGCACAUUUACUGGAGGCCAGAGGGCUCAAGAAGGCGGCGAGGGACGCCUACCAGCGACUGCUGAAAGAGCCGCACCUUACGACUAGUCUGAAGGCGGACGUCUGUCGACAAUUAGGGUGGUUGUAUCACCGGUGCGCGUCAUUGGAAGAGGCUGCAGCAAGAGGCCGUGCUGCAGUAUGGUGCCUUCAGCGAGCUGUUGUAGCGGAACCCGAUUCUGGUGCUGGACUUUACCUUCUAGGGCGAUGUUUUGCUGCGCAAGGGAAAGUUCACGAUGCAUUCAUCGCCUACCGCAACUCUGUUGAAAAGUCUGAAGGCAACGCAGACACGUGGUGCUCCAUUGGGGUGCUAUACCAGCAACAGAACCAGCCUAUGGACGCGCUUCAAGCUUACAUUUGCGCCGUACAACUGGAUAAAGGGCACUCAGCUGCUUGGACUAACCUUGGAAGUUUGUACGAAAGCUGUCAAAUGCCACGUGAUGCCUUCGCCUGCUAUACUAAUGGUGGGACGGCCGCUACAGCCUCCAGUGCUGCACUAAGACAUCGUCUUGCCGCAUUAAGAGCUCACCUCGCGCACGCGCCUAUGCCUUCUGUGACUGGCAAACGCCGCCCCCUGCCAUCUAUAGAGGAAGCGUGGAAUCUUCCAAUAUCGGCUGAAAUGUCAUCUCGCGCGCCCAAAUCAGCUCCACCCCCCUACCCUGGAAAGCGUAGCAGUAGCGGAAGCAGUAGCGCAGUUGAAGAGGCGCCGCCACUUACGCCGCACCAGCUGCAAACGCUACAACACCUGCAGAGGAACUCGCAUAAUCUGUCUCCGCACCAACAAGCCAUGAUGCAACAGUUAUUAUCUCAGUACCGGUUAUCGCAAGCGGCGAGAGCGCGGACGGUUGCGAAAAGUGAAACGAGCGGUAGCAGCGACAACGCGGAGUCGCUGGCCGAAGAUUUGUUGAAGAAGUUUGCGGACGCACAGCCAGAUGUCAAGAAGGAGACUAUCACAGAAGGCGUAACCGGCGAGGCAGUUCUGGGAGGACGGCAGGCCGUCGUGAAGUUGGAGCCGCUGAAGACUGACCCCCUUAAGCCACUCAGUUUUAACAUGAAUAUGACUUCCAAGCAGAUACUUGACGCUUGCAAGGAUAACGCGGGACCUGCGUCUUCAUGGUCCGUGCUGGGCGACGGUUGCGCCCCCCCGGAGCCUCCCCCCGUGCCCCCUCCGCGUCUCAGCCCCGAGCAACUGGCACCGCCCGCUCCUUUCGUCUACGUGGAGUCAAAGAGAGACGCCUUCUCGCCGCAGCUGCAAGACUUCUGCUUGAAGCACCCGAUAGCCGUGGUGCGCGGUCUCACGGCCGCGUUGAAGCUCGACCUAGGCCUCUUCUCGACCAAGACGCUGGUCGAGGCGUGGCCCGACCACGCCGUGGAGGUCCGAACUCAGCUAAUGCAGUCCGCCGACGAGAACUGGGAUCCCAGCGGAAGGCGGCGCGUGUGGGCUUGCGCUUCGCACCGUUCACACACCACAGUGCGGAAAUACGCGCAGUACCAGGCCGGCUCCUUCCAAGACUCGCUGCGGGAGGAGCGCGAACGGGGAGGAGGGGCCCUCGCCGCCGGCGCCCUUUCGGACUCCGACGGCCGCGAGUCGGGACCCGUGAAGAGGCGCCGCGGGGCGCGCAUGCUCCGGUUCGGGACCAACGUCGACCUCUCCGACGAGCGCAAGUGGCGGCCCCAGCUGGCCGAGCUGCAGAAGCUGCCGGCUUUCGCGCGCGUCACAUCGGCCGCCAACAUGCUGUCGCACGUCGGUCACGUGAUCCUCGGCAUGAACACGGUGCAGCUGUACAUGAAGGUGCCCGGCUCGCGCACGCCCGGCCACCAGGAGAACAACAACUUCUGCUCCAUCAACAUCAACAUCGGGCCCGGCGACUGCGAGUGGUUCGGCGUGCCCGACGCGUACUGGGGCGGCGUCAAGGAGCUGUGCGACCGCCACGGGCUGUCGUACCUGCACGGCUCGUGGUGGCCGGACCCCGAGGAGCUGCGCGCGCACGGCGUCCCCGUGUACCGCUUCACGCAGAGGCCCGGCGACCUCGUGUGGGUGAACGCGGGCUGCGUGCACUGGGUGCAAGCCACCGGCUGGUGCAACAACAUCGCCUGGAACGUCGGCCCUCUGACGGCGCGUCAGUACGCGCUGGCGCUCGAGCGCUACGAGUGGAACAAGGUGCAGAGCUUCAAGUCCAUUGUCCCCAUGGUGCACCUGACGUGGAACCUGGCGCGCAACAUCCGCGUGUCCGACCCGCGCCUCCACCGCGCGAUGCGCACCUGCCUCAUGCAGACGCUCCGGGCGGCGGCCGGCACUCUGGGCGCCGUCCGAGCGCGCGCCGUGCCCGUGCGUUUUCACGGGCGGGCGAGGGGCGAAGCGUCGCACUACUGCGGCGCCUGCGAACGCGAGGUCUGGCACGCGCUGCUCGUGCGCGAGCACGAAAAGAGGCACGUGGUGCACUGCCUGCCCUGCGCGCGCCGGGCGAGUCCCGCGCUGCAGGGUUUCCUGUGCCUCGAGGAGCACCACAUGGAGGAGCUGUUGCAGGUGUACGACGCUUUCACGCUGCAUCGUCCUCCGCCGCCCAACUCGCACGCGGCGCCGCCCGCCCUGCCCGCCUUGCCGGCGACGCCCGACUGA
Pieris macdunnoughi is the source of this 2829-nucleotide messenger RNA. The record is from the annotation of a GenBank genome assembly. NCBI's taxonomy places the organism in Eukaryota, Metazoa, Arthropoda, Insecta, Lepidoptera, Pieridae.